CUCAAAUCGCAUCCACCUUAAGCAGAAAGGAAAGCCAGAAAUCUCAAUGGCUUCUUCUCUCACGGGAAAAUCUAGGGAGGUUUCAUCCCGGAUCCCUGACAGUCGCGAACCUCGGCCAAGUGUUGGUGGGAGGAAUUUCAAGGUCCUUAUGGAAAAUGAACGGAUUAAAGUUGGCAAUGUGCUCAUGAAAUCUGUGAGAGAAGCAGGUGCAACUUCGAGAACGAGUGCUACAGUAGCUGGUAAUCCUAAGGGAGGCUUCAAAAGUAUGGAUAAAAGCAAUAGCAAAUAUGUUACUUCUGCAAAUACAAAUGUGAGAAAGGCAUUGGCUGAUGUUAGUAAUGUUCAAGGAAACUCUGCAACAAAUAUUGGACGUGACAGCUCCAAAAUGAAGGGUUUAGCAGGUUCAAACAUUAAAAAAGGGGGUGGUAUCACCUUGAGGAAAUCCUUCACGGGAAUAAUGCAAAGAAAUAGAAGCAAUGAUGUCCAGUCAGAUGCUCCAAAGAAAGAACUAGGCACAGAUGUGAGACCAGCUUCAAAGGAUCAGAAGUAUAAUUCACAUGGAGGCCCAUCAGUUGUCACAAAAGACAGGUUUGCCAAGAAGCCUAUAUUACCUUCAAAUCCAAGUAAUUCAAGGAAGUCCUUACCAAUACCAAGGAAGUCCUUACCAGCACCAAGGAAGGUAUACAGAGCAGAUGAAAGUGCUGGAAGUUCUGAAACAGCAAAGGCACGAAGUUCUCUCCCCUCUAAGGCAACAGCAAGUAGAAGAGUUAGUUCCCAGCUAACUAAUGCAAGAAACGAUGUGCGGAAGAUACGAGUGAGUGAUGGCUUUACUCAAACGAGUCAAUCCAAAGUUUUAUAUGGAUCUUCAAGGAAGUACAUCAUGCCUCUUAAGACUAAAGUCAUCGCUUCUACCAAUCACAUGACUUUAAAACCUAAAUGCAUAUCAGAUCAGAACAUAUCACAAUCAAAUGCUACAAUAUUGUCUCAGGAUGAGGAAGCACUUCCAUUGCCUCUUCCAGUGAAUGGUUUAGCAUCAGUUUCCAAUGAUGCAAAUCAAGGAUGUGUUCCAUCUGAUGGAGAGAAAAAUUUGGUAGUACAUUUGCCAGAACUCAUUCUAAUGAAAAAGUCAAGACGCAAGAAAUCUUAUACUAGUUCAUUGAUGGAAGGAUCUAAGCUUCUCAAGCAAACGUGUGAAGUUAGCCAGCAAGAUAACCUACCAAAUAUAGACAAUGAUUGCAAUCAUUUAGAAGUACCUGAAUAUGUUGAUGACAUAUAUCAGUACUAUUGGGUUAGUGAGGCGCAAAAUCCAUCUUUGGCAAAUUACAUGUGCAUUCAGACAGAAAUUACACCUUAUAUGCGGGGCAUUUUGAUCAACUGGUUGAUUGAAGUACACAUGAAGUUUGAUUUGAUGCCAGAAACACUAUAUCUCACAGUUACAUUAUUAGAUCAAUAUCUUUCCAUGGUGAAAAUAGAAAAGACAGAUAUGCAAUUAGUUGGUCUUACAGCACUUUUGCUGGCUUCAAAAUACGAGGACUUUUGGCAUCCUAGAGUCAAAGAUUUAAUAAGCAUCUCUGCUGAGUCAUAUACAAGAGAUCAAAUGCUUGGAAUGGAGAAGCUUAUUCUUAGAAAAUUGAAGUUUCGUUUGAAUGUUCCUACUCCUUAUGUUUUCUUGGUGAGGUUUCUAAAGGCUGCACAAUCAGAUAGUAAGCUUGAACACAUGGCAUUCUUUCUCAUUGACCUAUGCUUGGUUGAAUAUGAAGCUAUAGCAUUCAAGCCCUCAUUAUUAUGUGCAUCAGCUCUCUAUGUUGCACGUUGCACUCUGCAAAUUGAGCCGCCAUGGACGCCAUUGCUGCAGAAGCAUGCACACUAUGAUAUUUCACAAAUGAGGGGUUGUGCCGAAAUGAUAUUGAAACUCCAUAAAGCUGCUAGCAUUGGAAAGCUAAAGGUUACAUAUGAAAAGUACUCAAGAAAGGAGCUACGUUUGGUUGCAGCCGUAAGACCGUUGGAUAGCCUUCCCUGAUUUUAGCUGCAAUCUUAUACUAUAAUAUGUCAAACUUAAAAAAAAAAUCUUAGAAUGUUGUAGCUACAUUUGUGAUACCAUCUU
Molecule: messenger RNA, 2104 nt
Organism: Arachis stenosperma
Lineage: Eukaryota; Viridiplantae; Streptophyta; Magnoliopsida; Fabales; Fabaceae
Product: putative cyclin-B3-1
Exons: 23
Coding region: 47-2020 (657 amino acids)
Biological process (GO): mitotic cell cycle phase transition; regulation of cyclin-dependent protein serine/threonine kinase activity
Cellular component (GO): cyclin-dependent protein kinase holoenzyme complex; cytoplasm; centrosome
Molecular function (GO): cyclin-dependent protein serine/threonine kinase regulator activity
Source: RefSeq, a predicted model, not a curated record